CCCACCUCCCCUCUCUCUGCGCCCCCCCAGCUGCUCAGAAAGCUUCCCUGUGGGCUCCUUUGUGCCCCUCCCAGCCCCGCCCGCGCUCCUGUGUCCUGUGUGUGCGCCUGCGUUUUGGCUUCAUUUGCGGGUUUUCGACUUUUCGUUUCCGUUUGUUUUUUUGAUUUUUUAAAGACCUUUUUUUCUUUUUUCUUUUUCCCCCUCGCCAAGGGGCGCAGAAGGGCUCGCGAGCCUCUGGCCCGCCCCGGCCCCCCCCUUCCUCCUUGCCCCCCAUGCCCCGCCCCGGCCCGGCCCGCCCGCCGGAGGUGUGUUGUGUGCGUGCAGCCUGUCACUGAAUCCCUCUCCUGUACUUGCAGCCCUUUAUGUCACCGCGCUAUGCAGGCGGCCCCCGGCCCCCCAUCCGAAUGGGAAACCAGCCCCCCGGAGGAGUUCCCGGCACGCAGCCGCUACUGCCCAACUCCAUGGACCCGACCCGACAACAAGGACACCCCAACAUGGGAGGCUCCAUGCAGAGAAUGAACCCCCCGCGAGGGAUGGGGCCCAUGGGGCCCGGCCCCCAGAAUUACGGCAGCGGCAUGAGACCUCCGCCCAACUCUUUAGGCCCCGCCAUGCCCGGAAUAAACAUGGGCCCCGGAGCCGGCAGGCCUUGGCCGAACCCCAACAGUGCUAACUCAAUUCCAUACUCCUCCUCGUCCCCUGGCACCUACGUGGGGCCCCCCGGUGGCGGCGGCCCUCCCGGAACGCCCAUCAUGCCCAGCCCUGCAGAUUCCACCAACUCCAGCGACAACAUCUACACCAUGAUUAAUCCUGUGCCGCCCGGAGGCAGCCGGUCCAACUUCCCCAUGGGACCCGGCUCGGAUGGCCCCAUGGGAGGCAUGGGUGGCAUGGAACCCCAUCAUAUGAAUGGAUCCUUAGGGUCAGGCGACAUAGAUGGACUUCCCAAAAAUUCCCCAAACAACAUAAGUGGCAUUAGCAAUCCCCCCGGCACUCCCAGAGAUGAUGGCGAAUUAGGAGGAAACUUCCUCCACUCCUUCCAAAAUGACAAUUAUUCCCCCAGCAUGACGAUGAGCGUGUGAUUUCCCUCGCCUUCCUCUUCCUCCCCCCUCCCCCCUCCCCCUUCCCCUCCUCCUCCUCCUCCUCUUCUCCGGGAUGCCAAGCGAGCCGGCCCUGGCAAGCGGGAAGAUUCCAGAAAUUAUGCAAGAAGAAGAGAGAUGUUACUUACUGGCCAGGAGACGGUGGGGGGGACUUUUUCCCCCUCCCCCUCUCAACCUCCCCUUCUGCCUCAGUCCCUCCCUUCCCCCAUUUUAGUUUCAUGCAAUAAAAAGGCUGACUUUUUAUUCCAUAAAACAUGAAGGACAAAACUGAAAAGAAAAUGAAAAUAUAUUUCAAGAUGCAAAGCAGGCCCCCUCCCCCGCUCCGCCCCGCCCAGUCCGUGGAGGGCCUUCUAUGUCCGGGACACUUUUCCAUUUUCUUUUGUUUCUGUUUUAUUGGGGUUUUUUUGUUUGUUUGUUUGUUUCGUUGUUUUUGGGGAAAUAAAAACGGAAGCUUCUAGCAACCCCCCUCCCCCAUCAACCUCUUUGCUUUCUUCUUUUAAAAAAAAGGCAGAAAAAAGACAAAAAAAAGGACAAAACCCGACCCUGUUGUAUGUUUGUGCUGUGACCCUAUGGCGGGAAAGCUAGUCUAGAUAUGAAUUCUCCUGGUGUCUGUUGUAGCCAUUAAAGACCUAAUAAACUGGACAGUUUACAA
Molecule: messenger RNA, 1746 nt
Organism: Monodelphis domestica (gray short-tailed opossum)
Lineage: Eukaryota; Metazoa; Chordata; Mammalia; Didelphimorphia; Didelphidae
Gene: SSBP3
Product: single stranded DNA binding protein 3
Biological process (GO): positive regulation of transcription by RNA polymerase II
Cellular component (GO): nucleus
Source: RefSeq, a predicted model, not a curated record